GAAGCAGCUUUUGCCAGAGGGCAGACUUUGACCACAUACCAUUGAGCGACUAUCACCCACCCACGAAUGCUCAGGAAAGUGAAGUAGUGUGCAGUUCACUCCAGUUCGGUGUCCACAAUCUCUAUAAUUUGACACAAACGGUGAUUAUUCUCGCAUUUUGGUCGUGAGAUUUAGAGGAGGCUGACGAGCAACUUGACAAGAUCCGCGACUGUUACAAGUCGGAUGUGAGGUGAGACGUUACAAAAUAUCGUUCAGUCCGAACGCUGUACUUCUACCUGACGUCACUAUGUCAAACACAGUUAGAAGAGAGAGGUCUUUGAGUGCCAUGAGCAUGCAAGGGAAGACGGUGUCGCCGAGUCACACAGAUGGGAUGAACUCGGCCAGAAUGGCAUGGACUGGUGAUGACAGCAAAACAAAAAACAAAACAACAACAACAACAACAACGGCUAAAGUGAUGCUGUGGUCUGCUCCAAGAUCGCUGUCCACUGUCUUUGAGCGGUCCAUCAUUGCCUUGGAUGGGUCUGAUGUCUAUAACGAGAUGUACACUGCAGCGUAUCUAUUCGGUCCGGAGCGAAGGUGGCUGAAGUUCAUACCGUCUCUAGCGCCUACGCUCUCCCACUCCCGCGUCAAGGAGAAACUGAAGAAAGCAUCACAGAAAAACCAGUCAGCCAGUGUGAUCUUCGCCAAGGAUUUCGGCUUCGCGGUGGCAGGGCAUCUCGAAGAUAUCCCCGAGGACUUUGUACACACCUUCUUGAUUCGGGAUCCUGUGAAGGUCUUCACGUCUCUGAAACCCCGCCUUGAGGCCUCUCGGAUAACCAAGAUGGUGGUCGGCACAGACAUCACCGGAUGCAUCCCGGCCGAUGGGUACACCAUCAAGGAACUCUACGAUCUGUUCGAGUACGUCGAGCACAAAUAUCGGAAGACACCCAUAGUCAUCGACGCGGACGAUCUCCUCAGUGACCCGGAGGGUAUGUUGAAACAGUAUUGCCUGGCCACUGGGAUCCCAUUCGAUGAGCAAAUGAUGCAUUGGAACCCGGCAAAGGUAGGGUCACUCAAGUGGCACUGUCCCCGUGUCCUGCGGGCCUCGAACCGCCUGAUGGGGUGGUACAAUGCCGCUCUGAACAGCUCCGGUUUCCGGAAGCCCACACCGAAAAAGAAAGUGGAAAUGUCAGAACUGCAGCCCGAUGUCAGAGAGGCCAUCGAAUUUACAACUCCUUACUACCAAGCCAUGUAUAAGAUGAGACUUCGACCAGAGGGGAGUGAAGACUCGAACUGAUUGGUUUGUGUAAGUUAACUAAAAUAAACACACAAAAAUGUGAACCAAUGCAAAAUGAGUAAUAGGCUUGAUGGAGCUACAAAAAUGCAGAAAAUGUGUGUUAUUUUGUGAAAACAGUUUAUGUAAAGUUAUGUCUAAACUCAAAGUUAAUACUACCAACCUUAAACAAGGUGCUAACUCUGACAAUACAAUGUCGCAUGUUCAUCAAUCGUUCUUGGUUUAUUUGUGAACACUGACAUUGGAAGUUGGGUUUUGACAGUAUGAAUAUUGUCUUAUGGUAAUAGUUACACGAACACCAGUGAAACAGAGACAAAUUGUUGCUUUGAACUUGAAAAAUCUACACUUUCUUGUCAAUGUGUCCAUAUGACAUCAACUAUUCCGUUUGUGAUGUAGGCACACAUGUCAUUGUUGCAUUUAAAUCAGGAAUGUACGUCCUUGCCCUUAAAAGGGCUUGCAUCAAUUGACAAAACUCAAUUGACGACAAGUACACUUUUACAGUAUUCGCAACAAACUUUCAGCCGAAAAAUUACCUCCAAAAUAUGAAGAUGACAGAUAUUGCAAAUUUUCAAAUAAUUUUGUUUGUCUAGUUAAAUGCCACAACGAAAGUCAGUGCACCAUUAGCCAAGUCCCCCUUCGUUCAAACCUUUCAACUAGGAGCUAGUUCCAGUUGCAAAAUGUCCACCAUGAUUUGGCACACGUCACAAUUCAUUGGCUAUGCUUAUCACAAGCUAACACAAAUCCGAGCAAACUCCAAAAUACCCAAACCGUUAUACGUUAUCAGCCAUCAUGUACAAGCCCCCUUCUUUACAGCAAAUGGCUAACUUAUUAAUUAGAUAUGCAAAUAUAAUUUGUGUCAAUACACUUUGUACAUCCUUCAGCAUCGGUCUAUCAAGCGCAUGUACAGAGAGCAAGUGGGGGAAAGGGUAAUAUAUGAAAAAGCUAAAGUAGCUUUUACAUAACAGAUUUGAAUUACCAAUUCACCUAGUUUAGCCAAAUUAGCAUAAGCUAAUUUGAUCAGCGCAUGUAUAUAGAAACCCUACGUCACAAUUAAAAUGCCGUUUACUCACAGAACGCCCCUGUAAGCUUAUCUUCUAAUUUGAUUUUGAGUCAGUUCAAGAUGUACUUUUCCAAAUUGGAUUGAGGGCAUGUCUUGAUACAGACGUUCGUAGGUAAUUAACUUAUCACUUGGCCCAAAGGAAGUGAUAUAGAACGAGAUAAACAUGAGUUAGAAAACCUCCGUAGUUUCAAGAAGGAUUUUUUUUAUUGACACUUAAGUUUAAGGGCGUGGCCAUCUUCAUUAUUCCAUUGAGCUCAGUGUAACCAAACCGAGGCUGAGAGGAAAUGCAGUCUAGUACCUUGACGACUUAAUAAUUUUCACAAUGGUUAAUGCUAAUCAAAUUAAGAUUUGCCUUGCGGAAUACUAUAGUUAGCUGGUAGACUUGUGGACAUUCUAAUCGGGUAAAAUGUCAUAAUUCAUCCACAAAAUGAUCAAAAUACGACUAUUAGCUUUUUAUGAGGUAUGGCGGACACCAUCGGAGUGCACUGUUUUGUUUUGGUAAUAAAAUACACAAACACAUCCACCCAAACCUAAUAGUGUUGUAGUAUUGUGUCCACCAUUAUCUAAAAAUGGCUUCCACAUUCCGAUUCUAGUUGUUUUUGAUUUGUAUUGUGCUGCAGAAUUCCUUGAAUACUUUGUAGUCGCUCGAAGAAUAGCCUUGGCCAUCAGUUAGUAAACCACAAAUAAUCGUAUUGACCCUAACCCCACUGUUAUUACAAUUUGACUCUUCCUAUGACUUGCAUGGCUUAUCGCCAUUUAAACCUUCACCCAAAGGAAGGUCUACUUAAUCGAUAACGGUUUGAAAAGUUCAGGAGUGUACUGGUUGUAGAACAGCAAUAUUAAACUGUGACGUCGUGAUGUAUGCCAUUGAUGGUUCAAGCAUGGUUGUUUUCAAUUAAGCUUACAUAGCUUUUUUUUCUUCAAAAAAAACCCCCCAAAAACCUGUGUUGGCCCAAUUUCGUUUUCAUUACAUUGAAUAUGGGCAAUUCCCACAUGUGUUUUUUUGAGAAAAGGCCAAUACCUAUUUUUCAAAUAAACCGUUAGUGCUUGUUUUUUUCUGUUAUUUGUUCAUAGGACGAACUGGGAUAGCCAUUUCAGCCAGAAUAUCUUACUCAUGCCUGUAUGCCAUAUUCCAGGUUAUGAAAACGACAGUUGGAACCCUCAAAUAUGUACACUAUCUGCCCACUAUAUCGCGGACUUUGUGACAAACAUGUCUAUGUGACAAACAUGUUUAUAAAAGUAGAAUACCAUCCAUCUACAACAAUCCAAUGGAAAAUAUAAAAAAGUAUCCAUGGGCAACUAUAAAUACUGCCCUGAACUUAAAAGGCUGAUGAAUAAACCCCAGAGGCAAUGGGUUCUGCCCUGGUAAUUUAUUCGUAUACCUUCAACAAAGCUCUGUCACGGUUUUAUUUCAGAAGUUAGUCUAUAAACUAACCAACGCAUAUAGAUGACUUGUGGUAUUAUUUGUAAGCCUAGUCUAAGCCCGUAUAUUAUACACGGUAGAAAAUACUGUCUGUUAACAUUAUACAUGUAAAAGUACUCUCGCAAUCUUCUAUUGUGAAUUCAUAAUUCUGCAGCACUGUGUUGUUUACCCUUCCAGACACCCCUUCCAGACACGGUGUCUGGCGUAAACACAAACACUGCAUUCGUAGUUAUGCCAAUAGCUAAAUAUUGUUAGUUUGUGGCUGACAAUAUUUGAAUGACAAAAUGUGUCCUAUUUUUUUGGUAAAAUUUUUUCCAAGAUAAUAUUUUAUUCGUGUUGGUGUGUUUUGUGAGAAUAGUUCAGUUAAUAUAUUUUACUCGUUAUUGUGGCCAGUAAAAGUAUCUACCUAGCCGUUAUUCUGUGUGCCUAUAUAUUUAUGUGUUUGAUUGGGUUUCCAGAUUGGAAUAAAGUUAGAUAAAGAUUGCAAACUGUGUUUCAUCCAAGACACAAUGUGCACACGGAUAAAUAAAUGUACAAAAAAACCAAUUAGGCUAGGCCUAUUAAUAUUAUGUUGUUAUAUCUGUGUGUAAACUGGCUUUGUUCGAUCCAAACACACAAUUUUAAUCUCAGAUACUUUACUUGAAAUUUUGUUUUAUUUUUGAAAAAUAUCCACUUAUAAGUAGGUUACUAUUAUUGUAAGAAGAAGAAGGCAUAUUUAAGUUUGAUAUUUAAAGUAUUUUUUAUUCAUUAUUCUUUUAAAGCUGUCUCUAAUUUUAUUGCAUGACAUUACGUUCCCCCGUAAUUGAAUUAUGGAACUAGGACCAGCUUUCGGUAAACACGGUACUCUUUUAUUUAUAAAUUGUUGUUCUGGAUGUGUUGUUGUUGUUGUUGUGUUUAUUAAGAUGUUGUUUAUUUCAUUUCCUCGUUGCCAGUUUAAAUCUUUUUCUUCGAUUUGGUUGUGGUAAGAAAACGAAAGUAACUGUAGGCUACUUAGUUAGUAAAUGAAACCAUUGAGUUAUGAGUUGGUUAUCUCAUAAAUUUGUACAUGUUAGGGUUUUCCUCCCUCCGAUUACAAUAAUUAUUAUUUAUCAGUUUUCUCAGAUCAAUUUUCUUGACUUCUCAUCUCACCUUGUGGUUUCUGUAAAUAUUUGCUGUCAGUAUAUAUUUGAAAAUAAAUUGUUGUUUAUGUGAUAAUGUAUUGUUUAUGUGUGGAGAAGUGUUCAGAUGAGCAUAUUAUACAUAUCUAGAUCUAUGUUGUUUUGUGAUUGUGCCGAAAUUCAAGAGAGAUGAAUGAGCUAGGUGAAGCUCCCUGUAAACACAGUUAGAAAGGAAGAUAAGUUGUCACUUCGUUGGGACCACACCAUUGUUUUGCCCGCCGUGGUUAACUUAAUGGGCGUUUUCAAAAUCACGUUUCACUCUCAAGCUCCGUGCUGUUUGGUUGCUGAAGCACUGUUUGGUUGCUGAAGCACUGUACAAAGUGCCACUGCUCCAAAUCUCGUUGAAGUAGUCCAACCUUAGUUUGUCAUGGUGGAAAAUAAAGGAGUGCACUGUUUGGUUAAGGUGUUUACAGACUUUACCCAAACCAUGAGUCUUGUGUCAACCAUAGCUCAAUUUAGCUUAUGGAACUGAGUUGAAGAAAACCAACAUGGCUGCAUUUUGAUUAACGUCUCUUGAGGCACCCACUUAAUUGGUGCAUUAUCACGGCGUUUGCCGUCAUCAGUUAUUGCAUCCCAAGUAAUAAUAUGAUUUCAGCAGAUGGUGUAUUAAUGAAUCAAUAAAUUUUGAUGACGUCUGUGCUGUGUUUCAUAAGUCAACAAUGUCCCACUCUGGCACUGAUAAUUGUUUGCCAUAGAGUGAGUCUAAGCACUUACUUUUUCUAAUGGAAAUUACCUGAGGCCGAGCUCUGAACGUUGUUUAGUUAUUUCGUUAAAGAAAGUGAAAUGCAGUAAUUAUUAAAUUCAAUUCAGCUGAACAAAAUUGAAUUGCCUCACCCCUAUUGUUAACCUUUUGUUUAAUAUAUGACUUCGUUAUGCAACCUUAAAUACAUUGUGUUCUUUAAAAAAAUAUAUAUAUUAACAAGAAUCCUUUCUUUUAUGGUAAUGAGUUAUGUUAAUGGGUUAUGUAAAUUAAUUAGCACACUAUGUAUGACGGCCCAUUCAUUGUUCUUUCAAACACUUGGAGCCUGAUUGGAGUAAAUAUUAUUCGUGAUUAAUUCCUUGAAAAAUAAACUUUACGUGUAGA
This is a messenger RNA of Asterias rubens (European starfish), 5997 nucleotides long. RefSeq names its product branched-chain-amino-acid aminotransferase-like protein 2. The transcript has a single exon. The coding region runs from base 287 to 1276 and encodes 329 amino acids. Lineage: Eukaryota; Metazoa; Echinodermata; Asteroidea; Forcipulatida; Asteriidae. The record is from RefSeq and is a predicted model, not a curated record.